Messenger RNA from Durusdinium trenchii, 738 nucleotides. The record is from the annotation of a GenBank genome assembly. NCBI's taxonomy places the organism in Eukaryota, Dinophyceae, Suessiales, Symbiodiniaceae.
AUGGGGAUCCAAGGCUUGCUUCCCUUCCUGAAGUCCUAUGUCAAGAAGAAGCACAUCGAGGAGUUUCAUGGAACAACCAUUGGGGUUGAUGCAAUGUGCUGGAUGCACAAGGGUGCAUAUGCCUGCUCUCGAGAACUCGUCAUAGGCCAAGACACAGACAAAUUUGUUCGAUUCUUCUUGAAGAUGUGCGAGCUCUUGCGAUACUACCGGAUCAAGCCCAUCAUUGUCUUUGACGGGGAGAAGUUACCUGCCAAGGCCAAGGAGGAUCAGAGACGUAACCAAGUCCGUGAAGAAUCACGGCUAAAAGCCUUGGAGCUCAUGCAACGCAAGGAGUCCGGUGAAGCCGUGGAGGAGCGAGAAGUGGCCAGCAAGUGUGAGAUGGCCAUCAAGGUGACCAGCUCGAUGAUUUCCAGGUUGCAAAGUGCAUUGAAGGAGCUGUCCAUUGACUUUCUCGUAGCUCCGUACGAGGCCGAUGCCCAGUUGGCGUACAUGUGUAGACAGGGUUGGAUCACCACUGCCAUUUCUGAAGAUAGCGAUUUAUUGGCCUACGGAUGUCCAUCCACCUUCUUCAAAAUGGACAAAUAUGGGAACGGCGAACACAUCGCUUUGCCCUGCUUGCAAGUGGAUCAUGCAGGCUCGGAGGCUGACAAGCUGGACGCACCCCUCGUCCCCAAGGUGAAAAAGCCGGAGAAAGGCAAGAGGGGGAAGAAGCAAUCGGCGCCAAAGGAAAAAAAGUGA